Rosa chinensis is the source of this 582-nucleotide messenger RNA. RefSeq names its product histone-lysine N-methyltransferase ASHR2. Gene Ontology annotation, molecular function: protein binding. The coding region runs from base 1 to 582 and encodes 193 amino acids. Lineage: Eukaryota; Viridiplantae; Streptophyta; Magnoliopsida; Rosales; Rosaceae. The record is from RefSeq and is a predicted model, not a curated record. The transcript has a single exon.
AUGCUCUCUUAUCCUAAUUGGAUUGAUGGAGCCCCUUCGGAAUUUGGUCUGAGAUCGAGCAGAGACUAUGGAAUUUAUCGCAAGCCCUCGUUUUUCAACCAUGAUUGUCUCCCCCAUGCGUGCCGAUUUGAUUAUGUUGAUGAAGGCAGCAUAGAGAUUAUUGUGAGGAUGAUUCACGAUGUUCCGGAGGGGAGGGAGAUUUACCUGAGCUACUUUCAUGUUAACCAGGCUUAUUCGAGCCGGCAGAGGACUCUGGCUGAGGACUAUGGGUUUGUAUGUCAAUGUGAUCGGUGCAAGGUUGAGGCGAAUUGGUCUGACAAUGAGGAUGAGCAAGGUGGUUCGGCUGAGAUUAUGGAUGAGGACCAAGACCAGGAAAUGGAAGGAGAAUCGGAAUCAGAAGCUGGGAGUGCCAUAGAAGUAGAAGAUCAAGGAGAAGCUGAUUUUCCACAUGCCUAUUUCUUUGUGAGAUUUAUGUGUAGUAGAACCAAUUGCUGGGGAACGCUAGUCCCUUUGCCCCUGGAAGAUGAUGGAACUCGGAACUCCUUCGGAUGCUAUGGAAUGCAAUGUGUCUGGAAGCCUUAA